AUGGCGAUUGAUGUGCGGUUCUUGAACAAGUGUAGGGGAAUCAGCGGCUCGCGACAGAAGCGCGUACCUUCGAAUAGAGUUCGAAGAUGGGAGACGCAGGGAGCUCUAGAAGACCAAGAACGAGCGGACCGCCCACUCCCACAGAGCGCCACGGGUACAGGCUUCCAGUCCAGCCGACCCCAAUCAGGGCUGACAUACAAGCAGCAACGUGUUUCCGAGGUAGUCCAACCGUCUCAGUUGCUCGCCGAUGGCGCCAGGUCUGUGUGCCAGGCGCAGAAAGAAGAACACAAGGAGAAGAGCGACACCGGCGAUGGGAAGGUUGAGGGAGAAGACCCAUCUUCAACUACUCUGCUGGACAAUGACACCCGAGAUCACGGGCUCAAGCGCGGUCCGGAGAGUUAUUCCUCCAAACAGGAUGGAAAGGCUAAAUCUACAAUAGGGCGUUGA
Messenger RNA from Aspergillus calidoustus, 447 nucleotides. NCBI's taxonomy places the organism in Eukaryota, Fungi, Ascomycota, Eurotiomycetes, Eurotiales, Aspergillaceae. The record is from the annotation of a GenBank genome assembly.